GCAACGCUGUCUUAGGCUGUGACUUGUGAUAACAACAACUUGGUCCUCGUCUUCCUCCCUCUUCCUCCCUCUUGCUCCUUUCUUUCGAUCUUGUCUGGAUCGAUCUAGAGCCUGGGGUGUCCUAGGGUUCCUUCCAUUUCGCCAGUCACACCCAUUUGCACCCAGUCACGCACAGGUCAUCAUCGUCCAGCCCGCCCAAUCAUGUCCAAGAACACAUCAUCGAGCGCGUUCCGUCGGAUUGACGUGGAUCAAUUCAAUGAGGACAACUUUAAAGACGAGGCCGAACUGCCUGCCCAUGGCGAGGCUGGAUCCCCCGCCGCCUCUCAGCUUGAUAGUGGGCCCAUCAUGAGCCUCAUUCAGGGUGGCCAACCAGCCGAGGCCCUCAAGACCAUCCUGGCCCACGCCCCUAUGGGAUCCACCAAGGCCCAAGAGGAAAAGGAUGCGGCCUUGCAAUUGGUGCUGAAAGUGUUGUUGUCCGUGAAGCAACAAAGCCAGGUCGAAAACUUGGUCAAACAGUUGGACAAUGACCAAAGAGAUACCCUGAUGAAAUACAUCUACCGGGGCUUUGAAACGCCUUCCGAAGGAUCCAGUGCCCAUCUCCUCUUGUGGCAUGAAAAGGUGUACGAAGUGGCUGGGGUCGGCUCCAUAGUCCGAGUGCUCUCCGAUCGAACCAAAGUCUAAGUCGAGCGGUCCCCCAUAAUAUGCAUUUUUAUCCCGCCUCAGUGAUCGUUUAAUAUCGUUUUUUUUUACUCAAAUAUUUGAUGAACGACCCAAAUUUCGGGUCUAAAUUCUAACUGAUUUAUCUGCUUCAUUCAUUAAAAAUUGCCCUAUCAAAGCCA
This is a messenger RNA of Tigriopus californicus, 839 nucleotides long. RefSeq names its product actin-related protein 2/3 complex subunit 5-C-like (gene Arpc5). NCBI's taxonomy places the organism in Eukaryota, Metazoa, Arthropoda, Copepoda, Harpacticoida, Harpacticidae. Gene Ontology annotation, biological process: regulation of actin filament polymerization; cell migration; Arp2/3 complex-mediated actin nucleation. The record is from RefSeq and is a predicted model, not a curated record. Gene Ontology annotation, molecular function: actin filament binding. The transcript has 2 exons. Bases 202 to 681 code for a protein of 159 amino acids. Gene Ontology annotation, cellular component: cytoplasm; Arp2/3 protein complex; actin cytoskeleton.